This is a messenger RNA of Lytechinus pictus (painted urchin), 1100 nucleotides long. RefSeq lists its product as uncharacterized. The record is from RefSeq and is a predicted model, not a curated record. The transcript is spliced from 4 exons. NCBI's taxonomy places the organism in Eukaryota, Metazoa, Echinodermata, Echinoidea, Temnopleuroida, Toxopneustidae. Bases 203 to 769 code for a protein of 188 amino acids.
AAUCUCGCUAAAUAAGAACACCCAGUCGCCAUUUUGUUAUAUCUAUAACAAGCUCUUAUGGUUAGUGUAGAGUGUGCUAGGGCCUGAGUAAUCGAAAACGGAGGAUUGAAUAAGAUUACCUAGAGAAAGGUGGAGACAAAAAGAGGACUAUUCAGAUGAGAAAACUGUUCUAGAUUAAAGGAAACAUAAUUAUUGCUUCAAAAUGGCAAGAAUUCGAAAGGAGAUUUUAUUUGGAUGGUGUCUCGUUCUGGCUGUUAAAAUAAUCCACGUGUCGUCGACAACAUGUGCCAUCGACACCACGCUCCCGGAGACUGCGGCGGGCAACAGCUACGAGUGUCCGGAUACAUUGGACGACGGCACAGAGAACGAUUUCAAUCAGUGCUGUUACAACGAUAGGCCCGAUGAGUCGGGAAACUUCCAUUCCUGUUGUCAAGAUGCGGACGAGAAAUCUGCACAAAAAAUGCAAGAGUUCUAUAACAUCUGUAUCAUCAUCGGGGCUGUGACCGGGUGCUGCAUGGCUGCGGUGUUUAUGUGUACAUACUGCGAAGAAGACACUUUCCCCUGCCUCAAGAAACUCAAAAGAACCUGCAGGAAAUAUUACAAUCUCUUGAUGGACGGCAUCUGCUUCUGCUCUUGUUUACCAAAGAAAUUACGACGCAAAGAACACAAGGAUGGGCCCAUGGAGACAAACACACGAAACAAACGGAUAUUCGAUAAACCGCCCUCUGCCGACGAUCAGGAACUUGUCGUGGACCCUUUCUGGGCUUAAUAUGAACAUUGAAAAAAUAUUUUCAGCCAUAAUUAAGAAUCAAUAGUUCUCAUUGUACGCUACCCCAAACCCAAACGUGAAGCUAUAGGAAAAGCAUUCCGUGACACAAUCGAAUAUGGGGCUACACCAACAUCUAAGAAACAAGACGCACACGAGAAAAAAGAAAUCGUGGAACUUUCUGCACCCUUAUCCUUUUGGAGUACUUUCAAGUGUUUCCGGUAGCUUCGUAAGAGCACGCUGUUGCUCUAUCCAUUUUCAUUUAAAUAUAAAUCGAGGUUUGGAGUUAAGAAUUGAAGGGAGGGAAUGAAAGAGCGCUGGAGGGGUGGGGUGG